Prorocentrum cordatum is the source of this 1799-nucleotide messenger RNA. The record is from the annotation of a GenBank genome assembly. NCBI's taxonomy places the organism in Eukaryota, Dinophyceae, Prorocentrales, Prorocentraceae.
ACGACGACGACGACGACGACGACGACGACGACUACGUCUUCGGCACCGCGGGCGCCUCCAAGGCGCCAGCUGGCGGAUUGCCAGCCAUGGGGGAAUCGAUCCCCUACUCGAAUGCCAAUCUGCACGGCGCGGAUGGCCGGGAGGGCGAGCGAGGCACGCGCCCCCACGGCGGCCGCGGCGAGGCCGGCGCCGAGAGGACAAGUGCCGCCCCGACGUGGCGCCGACCAAGGAGGACGUCUGGUACGAGUGCCACCAGCUGAGCUCGGAGGAGACCCGCCUCCGGCUGGAGCUCGACAGCUGGCGCGCGCGGCUUCGCGCGGCCGAGGACCUCACGAGCCAGCAUGAGGAGCUGGCGUGUGCAGCGCUGGGGCAGGCCGCGUGCGUGAUGGACACGCCCCCGCGUCCCGCAGUCCUGGGGCUCAUCGUGAGCCCCGGCGCGGAGGGGCGCGCGGAGCUCCAUCGGCUUCAGAAGGUGACCACCGCGCAGCUGGUGGUGACGGAGCCCCUGACGCUGGGCUCGCGGAGGAUUCCCGCGGGCAGCGUUCUGCUGCAGGAGCACUCCAUGCGCCUGCAUGGACACCCCGCGCGGGGCAGGCAGUGGAGCGACAUCGGGGCACUGGACCUGCCAGCGCGACUCUCCUUCUUGGCCCCAGGCACGCUACCCGGCUCGGUGGUGAUUGCAUCUGCCAGCCUGCCCCCCGCGCGCGCUGGGCGGCCCGGCGAAGGGGGGCUCUUCGAGGCGUCACUGCUGGCGGCGCAAGUGCAGGAGAGCCUGGCGGGGGGCGCGGGCGCCUCCCAUGAGGACCUGGCGGCGAAGUGCGCCACGCUCGUGCGCCGCCUGCUGCCUGCUGGAGGCGCCCGCGCGGAGAGGCCCGCCGUGCCGCUGGGCGACGCGCUGGCCCAGGCGGUCAGAAGCUGCAGCGCCGAGAAACAAUGGGGCUCGGAGGACCUGCUGCUCCUCGCGCGCCUGUGCGAGAGCUGCGGGGCGCUGGGCGAGGAGGCCCAGCCGCCCCGCGCCGCUACCCGCGGCACGCUGGCGAACCCGGCGGGGGCGGUUCACCCGCUGCUGGAGAGGCUCGUCACGGCCGACCAGCUCGCAGAGGCACUCGGGCAGCCGUGCCUGCCGGACGACCACGCGCACCUGGAGGAAGCUGUGCUCACCGCGCGCCAGCUGGCCGCGCAGUUGCGCGGGCCCCCGAGCAGCGCGGCCCGCGCGGCGGCCGGCGCGGGAGGGGAGCUGGAUCGGCUUGCCCGGGAGGUGGAGGCGGGCAACGUCCAGCUGCAGGAGCGCCUGGGCCAGCUGGACCUGCUCGAGGUCCAAGCGCCCACCUCGUGGUCGGUGCCCCCAGCGCUGUGGGAGGACCUGGUGGGCAGCCGCCCCCCGCCGGCGGGAGCUCCAGCGGCGGAGUGGCGCAGGGCAGCGCAGGGGGCCCUGCUGGACGCCAAGGUGGAGGCGGGCCGGCUCGCUGACGAGCGGCGGGUGCGGGCCGAGAGGGGCCGCGCGGAGGUGGACCGCCUGGUGCGCGAGCGCAUCCUGGUGGAGGCCGAGGCGGACGCGCUCGAGGCGGAGAACCGCAUGCUGGAGGCCGAGAUCGGGCAGCAGUCGCGCCGCCGGUCCGGCCUGCAGGCCGGCAGGGCCCGCGGGGCCGCCGCCGCGCGCGCCAGCGGCGACGCGUGGACGGGCGAGGCCCGGAGGCGGAGCCACGAGCUGAUGGUGGAGAGGCGCGCCAGGGUCAUCCAGCGGCGCUGGCGCGGGCGGCGCUCCCAGGAGGGUGCGGCCUCGAGCGGCUCGGCCGCGG